Molecule: messenger RNA, 1521 nt
Organism: Penicillium salamii
Lineage: Eukaryota; Fungi; Ascomycota; Eurotiomycetes; Eurotiales; Aspergillaceae
Source: the annotation of a GenBank genome assembly
AUGAGCCCAGGUGGACAACACGAGAUUGGUGGUCCAAGUGAUCCCUCAGAUAACUCGGCCUCAUCAAUCAAGACCAUCACCCCAAACGGAGACCUGAUUCUUGAGUACAUUGCAUCUAGUGACACUACGUCACCCGUUAGUCGCAAAUGGCAGGUGGCAAGCCAGCUUCUUGCGUCCAACAGUCCAUAUUUCCAAGCAUUGUUGGAUCCUGCAAAAUUCUCGGAGGGCAGGAAAUUCAAUUCUGAAAAACAAGCCUGGGAUGAAGCCCAAGAUCCCAACGUUGUCUCGCAGCAUGCGCUGCCAACAGUCACACUACCUGGCAUCCAGCCGACCAUGAUGUGCGGAGAAGAUGCUAUCGAAUUAUUCUUGCGGAUUCUGUGCCUCGAGUCUACCGAAGAAGCGGAAACUGCGAAUUUUGAAAAUCGUCUGAAACUCCAGUCCACUUCCCUGGUUGCAAGGCUAAUCGACCUUGCCGAUUCAUUCAAUUCCCCCCGCAUUGUGCAGCAUAUCCUGCGGCGGGUUGGAUACUCGUAUGGAAAGGGAAGAUCUGCACCUCUUACCAAAUUUAAUUCUGCCCUAUUGUCUAGCAAGGAAGACAGGAUUCGGCAGAUUAUCUUUAUAUCCAUCUUCCUAGGUGAAAUUAGAGUCACAAGAGUUACCACCCACACCUUGAUUAUUAUGGGCUCCAGAUUCUGGGUGAAUGGACUGGAAAGUCCAGAGAAUGAAAUCUUGCGCUGGAAAUACUUGCCACAUGGGCUUGAAGAGGAAAUCUACCAUCGACGUCAGUUGGUUCUGAACACAAUAACCGACAUACAGGCCCAUUUCCUUCGUAUGUAUGGGGGAAUGGAGGACUCGGAAAACACAAAGACAACUGCCAAUAGAACGCUAGGCGCGGCAUUCACAACAUCUGCUCCUGCGCUUCUCCACUCUCGCCAAUUUCAAUGCAGAGGCGGAUUCAACAAUGCUAGCCAAUGUGACCUUUUCCAACUAGGUCAGAUGAUCCGAUUCUUUUCAGUGCGGGCAAAGACAAUAUUUCUGGGCUCGACAUUGAUAGAUCCCGAUUUCAGCGCGACUUCCGAGGAUGAGCACACAUUGAGUGAAAGCAAGAACGACCAGUCUCCCGGUCCACCCUCAGAUAUCACCGCUAUCAUUUCCUAUCUCAAAAAAUACCCCGACUAUCCAAUUGACGAGGCUCACACUGGGUGUGGUGUUCGACGUCGAAUCAUGCCCGCCUUGGAAUGUGUUGAAAAAUUUGCCUGGGAUGAUCGAGGCUUACUUGGAAUUACACCUGAAACCCCCGCCUUUUCUGCAUUGGAUGUUUCCCCGUCAUCGAACUGGACUCCAUGGGCUGAUUUAAUGCACCGGAAACACUCUGUCGAUAUCGCUUUCGCGAGAGUCACCGCUGUCUACCACCCUUCUGCGCCAUCGAAGAAUGUUGGUCGGAACAUGUCACAAGAUGACCUUGCUCGGAUGUUGUUUACUGCUGCGAAAAGAGAUUGGAGUGCAGCUGGCGCCGUGUGA